Messenger RNA from Plasmodium malariae, 5061 nucleotides. RefSeq names its product conserved Plasmodium protein, unknown function. The transcript has a single exon. The coding region runs from base 1 to 5061 and encodes 1686 amino acids. The record is from RefSeq and is a predicted model, not a curated record. NCBI's taxonomy places the organism in Eukaryota, Apicomplexa, Aconoidasida, Haemosporida, Plasmodiidae.
AUGUUCCUAUUUAAAUUUAUAGUGAUAAAUAUAAUUAUUCUUGUUUUUUCAAAAGUUACUUGUAAUUUAGUCAUUCAUCCAUCAUUAGCAGAUUUUUUUGUUGAAAAUUUUAGAGAUCAUCUUUUUGUUUCUUCAUACAAUGUAAUAAAUAAAAGAUUAUCAAAACCAAGCUGUUCAAGCUCUGAUGACUAUGAAUGUCAUCAUGUUCGUAGAGAAAGAGAACAACGGCAUGAGUCCACAGUGCUUAUAGCAAAAGAGGAAAAGGGAAAAGGAGAUGGAAAAAUAGAAAAAAUACAUGAUGGACAGGAAGAAAUACAUAGAGGAAAGGAAGAAAGCCAUAGAGGAAAGGAAGAAAUACAUAGAGGAAAGGAAGAAAGCCAUAGAGGAAAGGAAGAAAUACAUAGAGGAAAGGAAGAAAUACAUAGAGGAAAGGAAGAAAGAUAUAGAAGAAAGGAAGAAAGACAUAGAAGAAAGGAAGAAAGACAUAGAAGAAAGGAAGAAAGACAUAGAAGAAAGGAAGAAAGAUAUGUAGAAACAGAAGAAAGCCAUAUAAAAAAAGAAAAAGAUUUUUACGAUGAAGAGGAAGAACAAGUUAAAUAUAUUUAUUUGCACACCAGUCCAUUCUAUAUCACAAUUAAGGAAAAAGCUACAAAUGCGCCCGAGGGGGGAGAGCAAAGGAGUGGAAGUGAUGAAAGUAGUGACAUAGAUGAUCAGAUGAGUAGAAGUGUAAGAAGUAGAAAUCAACGCUACAAGAACAUGUUUUAUAAAUGCUUCUACAUCUUAUUAGACUUUUUUUCUCUGUUUGUGAAGAAGGAAAAAAAUAGACAUAUAAGCAAUGUGCAAAAGAUGUACCCCGUUUCCUAUUUCAUUGAUAGGAACAAAACGAAUAUUUUAAAUAAUUCUAACGAGUUUUCAUAUAACAAUAAAAAGAAUAAAGUUAAAGGGAUAUACUUAGGAGAUCAUCUAGAUGAUAUGAAAAAUUAUUCUUUUUUAUCUCCCCUAUCAUUGGCUAUUGAUGAAAUAAAUUUUAAUAAAAUAUUCCAAUAUGCAUGGAAUAACUCUUAUUCCAACUACAUCUUUUUAAAAAGUCCAAAUAAAUCUCAGGAAAAGAAAAACAAUAUAAUCAUAAAAGAUAAAGUCAUGCCAGAUGAAGCAGUGCCAGAUGAAGCGGUGCCAGAUGUAGUGCCAAUCGAAAUAGUGAAUGAAAAAAAGAGUUAUAUGAAUGAUGAAGACAAGCUUGGGCAGGUGCACAAAACAAAGAUGAACAACAAAGAACAAGGUGAAGAUCUCUCCCAGGAAGAAGUUAAUACCUUGGAAGAUGAUUCGUCAACUAUUCGAACUGAUAAGCAGUAUGAUAAUGUAGAUAGUAUUAAAGAAAACAUAUUCCAAGGGGGUAAAACCAAUAGAGAAGAUGAAAUAAAUGAUAGUGCAUACCACACCCUGUUAAAUAAUGAUAACGAUUUGAUAAUAAAAUAUAUUAUGAAAUCUAAUAAAGAUUAUCAAUAUUUCAAAUUGUUAAGUAGGACUAAAGCUCACGUGAACAUAAAUAGCGUUGGUCUUAUUUUAAAAAAAUUAAAUAUAUCAGAAGAAAAUAAUUUUGACAAAAUUUUAAAAAAUAAUAAAAAAUUGAAGAUAGGUAUAUGUACUACGGAAAGGAGCAAAAAAAUGCUAGCUCAUGAUCCCUUGAGAAAUGUCCAUUUGUACAAGCAAACAUUGGGAUCCUUGUUGCAAAGGGAGCAAUCAAAGCGGAGCAGCGGUAGGAGCAGCGGUAGGAGCAGCGGUAGGAGCAGCGGUAGGAGCAGCGGUAGGAGCAGCGGUAGGAGCAGCGGUAGGAGCAGCGGUAGGAGCAGCGGUAGGAGCAGCGGUAGGAGUAGCAGUAGGAGUAGCAGUAGCAGUAGCAGUAGCGGUAACAGCGAUUGGUAUAGUGAUGGGUAUGACGGUGGUGGAUACCAUUAUGAUGAUGACGACAGCUAUGGAUAUGACUAUGAGUAUAACCGCGCAUAUGGCAAUGCAGACGAUAGGAACACUUUUGCGUGUGCCUUUUUUCGCUCCAUCGACAAGUCCGAGUUAUUAUUUUAUCUUAGGAGGAAUGACAACAAGGAGGGGGGGGAAAGAAAUCAUCAUCACAGCCCAGAAGACAGAAGUAAUCUUGAUGUACAAAGAGAUAGCAGUAAGAUGGAAAACAGCUGUAUUGGCUGUAACAACAAUGAAUGCUGUAACAACAAUGAGGUUAACAAAACAAAUUAUGGAUGCAAAGAAAACAUUGUCAUCCAAGGGGAUAAAUCAAUCUGCACACUUAAAAAAAAUAGGGAUAAAAAGAUCGUUAUUUCGGAUCAUAUAUUAUAUAAAGAAUGGAAAAAAGCUAAUUUUGAUAAGUCCAAACUGUCAAUGCUUUCAACAAAUAUUUUAAAUAAUUUAAAAAAAUAUAAAGAGUAUAAUUAUAAAAAAAAUAUAUACAAACUACAUGUGGAUUAUAAUGGUAUUUGUAAAAGUAUUGUUUUUAUUUAUAAAUAUGAAAAGAAGGCCUUUUUGAAAUUUAUAUUUCAACAUGAUGUUUGUCUUAAUUAUAAUUUUUUAAAUAAAAAUAUUUUUUUUAAUUACAUGAAUAGCAAUAUAAAACCCAAUUUUAUUCUGAGGGGUAUUUGGAAUUACGCAGUUCCAAAGAAGGUAGCCUAUGUGCGAAAUCUCCUGCACAGUUCAGGUUGUACAGGAAAUUCGAACGAUAUGGUUGAUACUAAUAAGUGCGAUUAUAGCUGCAGUGGUCAUGACAAUGGUGAUAAAGGAGAUCGCCUCGGGCGAUGCACCUUUCCGGAUCGCUUUUUCAUUUACAAUGAUUUGUACAAUUUGGGUGAGGCAAGAGGGAUUAGCGGUGUUAUCAGUGGGAACAACGGUGAGGAAGCGGAGAGCCGCUCGAGGGGAAACGAAAGGGGGAGAGUGUAUUGGUAUGAGCAAGUACUAAACCCAAGUAUAGACUCAUCAAAGAGGUUUGUAAGAAUGAAACUAGGUAAUUUUGAGAGUAACAAAUUGCAGGAGAAAGAUGAACAUGCUUUUUUGAUGAACAAACUACUUAAGAGCAGUAGUGAUAUUUUAUUAUUGUCGAAAAAAGGCUUUAUCGAAUUCAAAAUUCCAGUAGUAUUGAAUGAACUAUUUGUUUCAUUUCAUCCAAACCCGUUAUACGAAUAUGUAUGUAACAACAACAGUACAGCUGGAACAUCAACCCUUAGUAUUAUUUCGAGUGGAAAUAAAAAUAAUACAAGUAAUCGGCACAUGAAUGAAUAUGAUGGUAUUAAUACAAACAGAUGUUCAUUUAACAAACCAUAUUAUCUUUAUGUAUUUUUCAAUUUUUUUUUAAAUAAUAAUAGGAAAUAUAAUAUAAAAUUAGAUAUACAUAUUGAUCAUGUGAAAAGAUUUAACAAGACGAAAGAUAUACCUUUUCAAUAUAUCAAUGUUUUAAAUUAUUUGAAAAAUAAUAUAAAUCAUUAUAGAAUUAAUAGAAUCGAAAUUGUAUAUUCCUUUUUACCAUUCUUACAAGCCAACGAUUUUGUUGAUCAUACGAACUUGCCAUUCUAUGUAGCUUUAAAAAGUUUUAUUAUCAAUCAGAGUGAAAAGGUGUAUAACUAUAUUCCUAUUUUCUACACCACCAACAUCAACUUUAUGCAAGUACUCAGCAGAAAUAUAAAAAACGAUCAGCCACGGGACGAUGCAAGGACAAAAGGAGGAGUGCAAAACGGGGAAAAGGGGGAAAAUGAUAUGCACAGUUCAGGUGAAAAAGUUGGUAGAGAGGGGCGGACGGUCGAGGAAGAGGAAAAGGGAACCAACAGAAUGAUAGGAAGUUUUACUAGGGCUAUUACUGUUGACUUUACUGGUGGACAUACUGGUGGGCAUACUGGCGAUAUUACUAUCGGAGGAACGACUGCAAGCACGAUUGGAAGUAUGACUGGAAGCACAACUGGAAGUACUACUUAUGUGAGUACCGACCCAUCUUCCCACUAUACGUCCUUCUCAAUGCAAGAUGAAUCAGGGGAGGGAGGGAUAGAACAGAGCAAAUACCCCCCAUACACAACACCCGAGCAAUUGUUCAAAAGAGAGGAAUCGGUGCCUAUGGACUGGUCGAAUAGCAAGGAUAGUGAUGCAAAUAAUUUUAUUAAUAUAAAUUCAUUUUCUAUGUUUACCACUGUCAGUGAAAACAUAUUCAUGAAGCAUCUUAUGCAGUAUAAGUGCACGAGCUGUAGUUGUACGUAUGACGAGAAUGUUAAGGAAUUUCUUUUGGCCAAGUCGAGUAUGAAACGUGUUAGGAACAAAAAAAGGGAAAAGGGAAAGGGAAAGGGAAGUACAGUCGAUAAUGCAACAAAUGCAAACAAAAUCAGCACAGAAGGGGAAAAAGAAGAAGAGGAAAAAGAAGAAGAAGAAGAAGAAGAAAAAAGGAAAAUGCACGCUAUAAACAAAUCUAUCUUUUCGUUUGAUAACGAUAUACAGAUUAGCCCCCUUUUUUAUGAUGAUAAAAAGAGGAAUACAUAUGAAGAUAAAGAUGAAGAUAAAGAUAAGGAUAAAGAUGAAGAUAAAGAAGAUAUAGAAGAAGAUAUAGAAGAAGAUGGGGUUGAAGAGGGAGAAAAAAUUGAAAUGAGCCAUACUGAAAAGGAGUACCAUCGCUUUUUAAAAGAAGAGUUAUAUAAAUACAUUACAUAUGAUAGGAAAAACAUAGUAGCUUAUAAUAUGAAUUAUAUGUACAUAUCAGAAUUUAAAAACAAAAAAUAUAUUAUUCCUCCAUAUAAUAAAGGCAUUUUAAUCAAUUUUGAAAAAGAAAAUGAGCAAAUUUUUUGUGAUCCAUAUAAUGACAUUUCAUAUAUUAAAGAAAAAUUUAAUCAUAAUAUUUCAUAUAAUGAUACAAGAAACAUAUUUGAGACAAUUUAUAUUUAUUCUGCUCUUCUUCCAAUGGAAAGUGAUAUAUAUGAUUUUAAUUUUUUAACAAAGAAUAAUUUAACGUUAAAACAAAGACAAACUGAAAAUUCAAAAACUCUUUUUAAAAAUUUAAUCCCUUUUACAAGAUAUGAAGACUUUUAA